AUGAAAGAAUCUGACACCAUCAAAGAGUACUCAAAUACGUUGCUUGGCAUUGCCAACAAAGUAAGAUUGUUGGGCACCGCUUUUUCUGAUUCAAGAAUUGUUGAAAAAAUUCUUGUAUCAGUACCAGAAAGAUAUGAAGCUUUUAUAGCUACCUUGGAGAACACAAAGGAUCUAUCUAAGAUCACUUUGGUAGAAGUGUUGCAUGCCUUACAGGCCCAAGAACAAAGAAGACUUAUGAGGCAAGAAGGAUCGGUGGAGGGUGCCUUUCAAGUCAAAUUCCAGAGCAAUGACAACAAACACAAGAAGAAGCAGAAAAAUGAUACCAGACCUGGAAGAUUAAACAAGAUCAACAACAAGAGUAAUAAUACUCAGCUAGGGCACAUGGAAAAGAUUUGCAAGUCUCAUCAACAACAAGGAGAAGUUAAGGUUUCUGAGGAUCAACCACAAGAGGAACAAUUUUUUGUUGUUACAUGCUUCGUAACCAAUAGCUCCAUAGAAAGUUGGCUAAUAGACAGUGGUUACACAAACCACAUGAGUUAUGAUCGAGAACUCUUUACAGAACUUGACAAAAUUGUACUUUCUAAAGUCAGAGUAGGUAAUGGAGCAUAUAUUGUAGUGAAAGGAAAAGAAACAAUGGCAAUUGAAGGUUAA
This is a messenger RNA of Vigna radiata var. radiata (mung bean), 651 nucleotides long. RefSeq lists its product as uncharacterized. NCBI's taxonomy places the organism in Eukaryota, Viridiplantae, Streptophyta, Magnoliopsida, Fabales, Fabaceae. Bases 1 to 651 code for a protein of 216 amino acids. The record is from RefSeq and is a predicted model, not a curated record. The transcript has 2 exons.